Messenger RNA from Prorocentrum cordatum, 1053 nucleotides. NCBI's taxonomy places the organism in Eukaryota, Dinophyceae, Prorocentrales, Prorocentraceae. The record is from the annotation of a GenBank genome assembly.
GGCGGCGGCGCCGCGCAGGUUCGCACCGAGUUCCAGAUCUCUAACGGGGGGGAGUUGCCGGGCCCCGCGGACUGCAUCCAGGCGGGCGCCAAGAGGGUCGCGCAAUUCUUCGCCGCGAAGUCGUGGGCGAUCUUGCCAUUCGACCCACCAGAGGCGCGCAAGAUCAUGGCCAGCAGCCAGGUGGCCCAGAGCAUCCGCGCGACGUUGCGCGCGGACGACGACCCCGCUAUGUCUGCGUCGGAGGCCAACGCCGCGGGCCAGCCGGGCUCCCAGGCCGCGCUCGCUGCCGCGUCGGAUUACGCGGGAGGCGGGGGGGCCAUGGACGAGGCCUCCAGGCUUCCCCUCAUCACCGCUGACCACGCCCAGCGCGCCAGGCGAAUGCUCGACAUCAACAUUGGCAUCCAGGCCAUCUGGCGAGCUGCUCUGGGCGACGAGGGACGUAACCAAGCUGAUGAGUUCGCUGCCCCGCUCCCCGCGCAGUCGCCAGCCCACCUGGCGGCGCCGCCAGCGCAGGUUCCUGUCGAAGGCGUCGCAGGGGCCAGCACUGCGCACCCGCCCGCGCAGGCCGCCGGCGCAGGCUUCGACGAGUCGCAGCCUGCCACCUUGGGCGCCGAGGGCGAGGAGCAGACUGAUGCGCCCCCGGUAGCCGUGGCGCAGGGCCCCGAGAAGUCCGCGCUGAAGUUCAGCGACGUGGCGGGCGAGGAGGACUUCGACAAGCAGGGCCUCGGCGCAGACGGGGCGAUGAUCUUCGCGAGGCCCGAGUUCAAGGGCAAGGAGCUCAUCCGUCGCGUGCUCCUGACGGGAAAGAGCAGCAUCCACGUGAACGCCUGCGUGGACCUCUGCGCCAUCUCCACGUCGGAAAAGGCUGCCGGUGCUAAGCGGAAGAAGCAGGCUCGCCCGUCCAAGCCUGACGUGGCGGCGGUGCUCAAGCCCACUUUCGAACAAUUCCCGCGCUUGGGGGCGCACCAGACGGAGGAGGGCGGAGUGGUUCUCAAGGGCUGGCCCGACUCAAUGUGCGGGCGGAUGCUCUUCCACAGCGACUUGAUGUGUUGA